UAUUUAAUCUGUUUUCGUACGUUCGAGAGAGAUCGCGAUUAGCACAGAUCCGUGGACGGCGCUUAUUGUUGUUCGGCCCGAUAACGGCGAAGGCCGGCUAUAUUUAACCGGCUGCUUCAUCACUGAUUGCGAAGCGCGCCAAGGUUGGAUCGCGGCGUUAUCGCUAUCGUUGGUGUAUCGAAAGAGGUGGAGAAUUUCAAGUAUCGAUGAAUCGUCACGGAUUCCUAAAAACUCUUUUCGAACUGUUAAUAAGAUUUCUCGCCCGAUUCUUGUACACACACGAGUGGAAAUCGAGGUUGUAUUAAACAGACUACCUGUCCACCAGACGCAUAAAUCACCCGACAACGCCCACGACCGAGCAAUGUUUUCCACGAUCCUCGCGAUCAAUGCGAUCAUUGUUAUUCCCUCCUCGCGCGCGUGUAACUCGUGCGUGUAGAUCGGCCAACUCUUGAUCACGAAACGGAAUUCCCAGCGGCAGGUUGUGCGGAGAAACCGCGUAGGACGAAAGCACCGAUAAGAGAGAUCGCGAAACUAUCGAUAUCGAGUCGCGACAUCCAUGAAACGUUUUUUCUUUUUUUUUUUUUUUGGAUUCGACAGCUUGACGAUUUAUUUAUUUAUUUUUUCUGGAAUAUUUUUUUCGAAUGCAAGAUGGUUCCAUGACUUUUCAUCGCUUCGAAAUAUUUUCGAAAUAUUUAGAGAUAAAAGAUCGCAACGCGCACGUUCUUUGCGCGCGAAAAUCUGUUAUUGAACAACGGGGGGAAAAAAAAUUAAAAACAAUUAAUUUUUGUUCCACGAACGUUUCGAUCCCCAAUCGUUCUCGUUCCCAGAUUGAUUGUACAUACACACGGUACAACGAUUCCUGCCGCUUAUUAUUAUCGAGCCGCGUGCACCUCCAUACACUCGUUCGCGCGUCUCUGAAAAUAAAGCGCGCGAAAAGAUAGGGUGGAUCAAAAAUCAAAACAGGUCCCUGUGUGCGUUUGUGAGCGCGCGCGUUGUUUGCACAGGGCUCGAUUUGUUUCCCCUGGCGCGCGUGAUGCAGAAAACCAAUAUGGCAUAUUCAGUUUCCGGCCCGUUAAUAGCGCGGAUAUGAAUUUUUCAGCUGACCGGAUUCCGGCCUUCGUGUCACGUACCUCGAACCAGCUCGAACCAACGUCCAACAUCCUCGACACGCUGGCUUCCACCGCUGAAAUAAUUGUUUUUUCUCCUUUUUUCCCCCCUUUUCUUCUUUGGAUGACACCGUUAAUUAAACUUAUCAUCUCUAUUUUGCAUACAAAUUCCUCCCAGCUGGUUAUUAACGCCGUUCCGUUCCGAGUAUAAAUAGUCGUGAUUGAGAGAGAGAGCUUGCAUUUUUUUAUCCUAGCGAUUGAUUCUAAAAUAAACUUUUCUUUUGUAUAUACAUUCGGUAUGAUAGUUGUCAUCGCUUUCAGUUAGGCGGAUAUCGAUCUUUAAUAAAUACGAGAAGAAUUGUAAAAUUGUAAAAUUUCCGUUCUUUCGAAAGAUACAUUCAUCUAACAUUGCUAGCAUUCGUUGUCCCUUGGUUUAUCUCGUUCCUCGAUAUCCCGUGUUUCGCAUCGAUCCUCGUUCCGAAUGGAAUUCGACGACAAGUUUUCGGAGAACAGGUGCGACCGAUUCGCCAACGUAUGACUCCGUUUCCUUGCCCGAUCAAUUUGAUUUCGUUUCCAUGGCGGGAGGCAAGUUUUGAGAAAGGCGCGGAUAUCGUGUGUCCAAGAACUUAAGUCGAGGAUAGAGUUUGCAAACUGAGUUCCCGUACGAGUUCGGGCGCAGUUGCAAUUUCUGCGAAACAGCUUCGAGGAAAGAUAUUGUUUGCAAAACGCGGCUUUAUCCGAACGAGGUGAAACGUAUCCUCGUUUUAGCAGCAUCGUAUCAUCUUCCCGACGAUCGUCUCUCCGUUAACUUUUCAUUUCUUGUAGAAAAAAAAGAGAAGAUAAGGUUACGCUCGAAACUUUCACAACCAUCGAAGAAUACUUUCCAAGACGCUGUUUCGAAUAGAUUCGAAACUGGAAUUCAUACGAGGGAAUCGAGAUAUUGAAUCUGAAAGAAAUAUCAUGCAAUUUCACGAUCGAUGAAAUUGUGAAGACUAUUUAAAGUACACGCAUCUAGUAACGAAAAAGAAAAUUGCCAUAGAAAUGUCGUUGUAAGAGUUAGAUUUAAAAAAUUGCUUCAAAAAUAUUGCGGGAGAAAAACUUCAAGUUCGAUCACGAUACGAUCUAACGCAAUCCCUCUUUUCUUCUUCUUUCUAGAUUCGAAUCUCCGAUAGAAGGAACCCUUCUUCGAUCCUCGUUAACGUUUAGUUGCGCGUUUCGGUGAUGCUUCUCCCGACGAGAAUAAUAUAUCGUAGAAUUCCAUCACGUGAAACUCCAACUAAAUGGGGGGAAAAUGAUUUUAAAAUUGGGAGCGAGAUGGGAAGGUAUGCGAAGAGAAAAAUCCUUGGCCCCUUUUUUCAUCAACGAUGCACUCUUUAACGGCGCUUAAUUAACUCUUAUCCCGCCGAUCCAUCUCAGAAAUACCAUUCCUCCCCGUAACCUUAGAAACCGCCACGAGGUAGAAUGCCAACGUGGCCGAUACAGAAUAAGGGUAAUUUUUCAUCGAGCCUUGUUACCCUUCUCCUCUACCCCUUAAUGGGGGCGGACAUAUUUCGCGAAAGUUUUAGUUUCGGUCGAGUUCUAAUUCGUAGGCCGUUAAAGGAGGGAAAAGAUGGUCUGUAAAUCUGUCUCGUUAUCGGUGCCAAUGUUUCACGACCGAGGACAAGGAUGGAUACAGUUGCAAAUUGAAAUACAGUACUUUCAAGAAUAAGAGGCUAUCUCGUAAAACGAUACAAGUUGAUCAGAUCGGUAUCGAUAUAUAGGAUCAAGGAUCUUGAUGGAAACUGUCUAUUUAAUGACGGAGAACGUCGCCUUCAUAAUAAUGAAUAUACAUGCUGUUGAAAUUCCCCAUGCAUCGUAUUAGAAUUUUUGUAAAUUCUCGAAGGAAACGCGAAAAGUGAAAAAAUCGGUCUUCGAUAAAUAUUUUACGAUCGAUGAAGAAUUAAUGGGAUCGAUUUUUAUAAAAAAAUCUUGAUUCUAUUUAUCUCAAGGAAGGAGAAAGACGUACAUCGUGCAAAAGUGAAUCGAAGGAAGGCAAGAAAGAAAAUUAAUGCACAGUGGACAGUUGCUGGACGGAUUCAUAACUUAUAAAUCAAACCCGUAUUCGUAGGGGAAAGGGGUCGACGGCCAUAUAUAUAUAUAUAUCAUGACGUCGUGUGGACUGCAUUCUUCGUGAAAUGCAAUAACACCUCCCUGCAUUCUUCUUGUCUCACAACCUUCCCUCCCGUGCUUCGUUCUUCAUCGUGCGUGUUUCUGCUUUAUGAGAGCCCGUGUUAGGAUCUUCUCAACUUCUUCUCAACACGGUGGUCUGGCGGAGGAUGGAGGAAAAGCGUUAUAUUAAUAUCGCAUCGGGGACCAUCUGGCGGCGCGGCCGCGAGUUAUUAAAAUGUAAACUUCAUUAUCAUUCCUCCCCCCAUUGUAAUUACAUUUCUUUUUUUCCUCCCGCUCUUCUCGCCCUCCUUUCUUCUCGCAGUUACACUCUCGUCCACAAUUAAUCGAACGGUUGUUAAUUUUAAAAUAUUUGAUUCGGCUUUAUAUAUUGAACAGAGUUGAAUUCCAAGAUAACUUUUUAUACGAGUGAAUUGUACAUGUUAUUCUUAUGCGUCGUAAAUUAAAAUUUUACUUUUCACGGUAUCCAUCAUAUUUAUACAUCCAUUUGCACGCGUUUUUUAAAUUAUUCACCUGUAUUUUCCAAAAACUAUAUACUUUCUCAAUUCUUCUGAAGUUAAAUGAAAAUCAUCAUAAUGGAUUAAAACGAAUUUAUCAAGAUUAUUAACAACUUAUUUUCUUGCAACGGUUCCUAAAUCUUUAUUAUAAUUAUAUAUGUAUAACGUUCAUUUUCAUCCACAUCUUGAAGUGUAUUUUUAAGCGUUCAAUGACUUACAGACGGGAGUGUACAUUAGCAAGAUCUCAUUCCAACGAGAAAGGGGAAAGAAAUCGAAGAGCGGAGAAAUAUCUUUCUCCACGUUCGAUUUCAUCUUUGCUUACUUUUCCACCACGAUCGAGAGUCUCCUUUUUACAGGGGCGGUCUGUCGCCCUCGUUUCAUAUCCCGAGGCGAAUUUUACAUUCGAUUGUCCGCGGUUAAAUUAGUUUUAAUCGACGUUUCGCUCGGUCUCGUCUAUUAUUGAUCACCCCGAGAGGGGAGGGAAUCGAGCACCUUUGAGAAAUAUUCUAACCAGAAGAACGUUAAACAACGAGAACGAAGUUGAUCCUCCGUUCUUUGAAUCGAAACUUUGGCGUGUAACGUUUUGUAUCAAUUGCCGCGUUAAAUGGAACGGAUGUAAAUUGUGUCCGUUGAGAAGAAUUUUCAUUUGGGAAAAAGAAAUUUUAACGGAACUUGAGAUUCAUAAAAUAUUAUGGAAUCUAUGAGGCGAAAGUCGUAAUGUUGGAAAUCUAUAUUUUGAUUUUUUACAAUUUCUCUAUCUUCGUCGCGUAAUCAAAAAUUAAACUCGAAAUGCAGAUAGAAAUAUCGUGAAAAUCAAGUAUUCGAGUUAAAUUAUUGUACCAAAAAGAAGAUUUUUUAAUUUAUUGGGGGAUUCUUAACAAAGAGUGUAUAUUCGUGGUGUUUCGAGGAGGGAAAUGUUUUAUGGUGAAAAGAAUAAAAAAGAGAAAGGAGGAGUAAAAUUUUCUAGCGAAAAAUUGUCAAAUACUAAUUGAAAUUCACUGAUUCUUGAAUAAUGGAUAGAUUGAUAGAUUGAUUCGCGAUGUGAACGAAUCUCUCCUUACUCUACGCGUGAAAAUAAGUAAAUAAAAUAAGAACAAAAUUUUAUCGUUCUUGAGAAAAUCUUAGAUUGUAGAUCGUGCGAGAUGUAAUCGAUAUAUUUUUAAUUAUAAUUUUUUUCGAAGAAUACCGUAAUAUAAAAAGUAUAAAAAAAAUAAUAAGAUUCUUAUUCGAUGUCUAAAUGUUUACACGUGUUGCAUUCGAAGCAAUUCUCCAAAUAACGAUAGAGCAAUGAAAUUUUAUAACAGAAUUGUCCCGCUCGUAUAAACACGUCAGAAUGGAAAUUCGGGCGCGUGGCACAUUUUUAAUAAUCCGCAUAAAAAAAAUACAUUUAACGCAACGUUUAUAACGAUAUUAAAUCGUUCUAUAAAUAAUGCGUUUUAUAAAAAUACAUAAAUUUAAAAUACAUAUAAAAAUAAAGUAGAGAUAAUUAAUUAAUCCUCACUUUCGAGAAUUAUUUCUUACGAUUCAGAGAAAUUUUGUAACUACUUCUCAAAGUAUAAUUACGUGUAAAAAUUCGAGACGAUCGAACAUUGGCAGUCUCUUUUAAUAAAUCAAAUUCAAAAUCGUUCCCUUUAAAAUAAAAAAAAUACAUCAUAAUUUUUUAAUCACGUUAAUAUACGAUUUUCUUUCAUCUUAUCGAAAUAUUCCCGUUAAAAUAAACAAAACUUAAAUUUCAAUAAAAACUGUACGGAAAAAGGAACUUCCUCCUUGAACUUACCAUCAUCCUAAACUUCGAUCCAAUUAUCUUACUAUUAUUCCACCGGUUAACCGCGUACCAAUUGCUAGAAAAUUACAAGGAAAAUUUCCUCCCCAAUUAUCCCUCCUUUUCCGGUGAAGAGAAUCUGGUGGCGAAUUUACGAUUAUUGAUAGCCAACCAACGAGGAUUUAUCGCGAAUUAAUAGCGGAUCGGAUGCAAAGCGAGGACGUAUUAUGUAAUUACUUUUCUCCGUUCCGGAAUCUGGCGGAAAUGGAAAUUACACACGGUGUAAGGGGGACAACAAUGUCGAAAAUUAACCACUUUUCGGCGAAUUGUUGUUAAUUAAUUCGGGCGGAAAGCCGGGGAAUAUGGGGGAUCGGUGUCGGCAUACGUUCGUCAACAAAGAGGCCGGCAAUUAAUUAACCAAAGUGGCGGGGGCGUGGAGCAUUGUUGCAGCCCGCCGACCUGGGCCAUUGUUGGAUGCGGGGGAGGGAUGGAUAGGUAGCCAGCCUCCUCUCGUCGACCACCCGAAACCCGUGUCCUUGUUUCCGCGUCCUUGCACCAAUACAAACUUGGCGCCCUCCCCCGGAAACCGUUCCUCCCGAGUCCUCCUUUCGACCACGAUUCCGACGUUCAGCAUUGUCGAGCCUCGCAGCCAUUGUAAACGCCUCGUAUCAAUUACGCGAUUCCCGAUUUAUCGCCCGUGUAAAAUCGCGCCGAUUUAUACCGGAUUUCGAUCGAGCCAGCAACUUGAGAAAUUAAUCGUAGAACUGGAUUCGAUAUAUACAUGUAUUGUUUCCAUUGGAGGAGUCCAGAUGGAGAACAUGAAAAAUGAUGUCGAAAUCUCGAGUCGAAAAGGAACGAAGAACGAGAGAGAGAAGCGCUGGUUGCAAACACCUCGAAAAUCGCGCCGAUUUAUACCGGACUAUUUAUAUUUCGAUCAAACGAGCAAACAAGCAACUUGAUAUAUAUAUAUAUAUAUAUAUAUAUAUAUAUAUAUAUAUAUAUAUAUAUAUUGUUCGAAAUGAAACGAAAAAUGAUAUCGAAUCGAAAAGGGAAAGUGAAAAAAGAACGGGAGAGAAGCGCUAGUUGGAAGAGUAAAUGGUCGGAAUGAUUGGAGAGGAGCGGUAGGAGAUACCGUUCAUUAAGUCGUUUCGCGCAGUCCGCCCACUCUCGCGACGAGGCAGGAGAGGAAAGAAAACUCUGGCUUCCCUUUGCUGAAAAAGAAAAGAAAAGAAAAGAAGCAGCGUGGGUCUACCUAGCACGUAUAUCCGAAAAAAGGGCAUCUCCAUCUCUCUCCUCGUCCGUUCUCAGUUUUUAUUUUCGACCAACGCUUUUCCAACUCCGCUCUUUCAUCAUCGACGGUGUCUCCGCCAACGCGUUUGACCCCCCACCAACAACCUUUCCGCGUCAACUCGCACGAAUGUAUUUAGGGCCGUUUUAGCGCUCCACGGCACGACUCGCUUCGAGUUCGCUCCCAUGCUAAUUAAGCUCCUCUCGAAAAGUUUUGCUGGAAACUUUACGCGCGAGCUUAACCGUUUACUGCAAUUUUGUAAUCUGAGGGGGGAGGUGGUUCUCCCGUUUAAAUUAUUAUAUCGUUAAUUCAAUUUACCAACUUCUGGUAUAUAAUAAACGGGGGAGGGUGUAAUACAAUCGAGUCCGUUGUUGGCACUCGCGGCCCUUUCGAGCGUUAAACGAGCGCGGUGAAUCGCCGAGGUGGCUGGAAGAUUGGAAAUUUCGUCAAAUUUCUUGCGGGACGAGCGCCGAAAAGAAGAAUGCCAGGGAUAUUGGGAGCGGUUGCAGCGGAUUGGUAAUGGGGGAGAGAGGGGCUUUGGAAUGGAAUGGAAUGGAAUGGAAUGGAAUUUCUGUCGAUCGAGUUUAUUAACCGAACUCUUGUUGAUUAAAUCCACUUAUUUAAACGCGAGCUCUUAUUAGUGGAAAGUGGCGGAGAAAUUCAACGAUGGCCAAUUACGAGGGCCGCUAUUGAAACUAAAUUUUAAUUAGUGUUCCAUUAAUUAAGUUACUCCGAGUGAAACUCGUAUUACUUGAAGAGUCAUAAGCAGCCCGGGGGACUCGAUGAACUUCUGUGGUAUCCGACGUUACAACGUUCAAACAAACCGUGUGAAUCAAAUUCUCAUCUCGGGCAAGGAAGUAGAUUUAUUUAUUUAUUCUGAUAAAUUUCGAUUUCAUCGAAAAAAAAACCCUCUCCAAGACGAAUCUCCAAGACGAAAAUUCACAUUUACAUUCACGAAGCACGACAUGUUCUCCUUUAAAUACAAUACGACGAUUUCUAUUGUUUUACUUUUUCCAUAUAUAUAUAUAAUUUACCAAAAAAAAAAAAGAACGACCUCCCAAACUCCUCGUCCUCCAAACUCCCUCCCAACAACCCACGCCGCAAAUUUCACCGCAGAACACCGUUUCGAAAAGCGUUUCCUUCCACCGAUUCCGCGCGACCUGAUGGCCAUUAUCAUAUUCCUCGCGUAUCAUAUCGAAUUUAUGGCUAAUAAAGGCCGAUCGAAUAACAGGCUUGCGGGGCCCGUUGGCACGGAAGAGGUAGGACCCCCGAUUCCGCGUCGUUCGAGCGCAGUUGGCCCCGGCCUUUAUAGUCGUAGCCAGUUGGCAGUGGUGGCAAUUGAUAUGCGCGCCAUUGAUAUAUGGGUGCAUAUUUCACAAGGUUGGCAAGUGCCGCGGCGAGCUCUCUCUCUCUUUCCUCCCGCUUUCUUAUCUUCCUCCUCCUCCUCCUCCUCGCGCUGUACGCGCACAGCGGUCCUCUUCGGUGCAACGCGACGCAGCACAACAGUAUUCGCUCGGCCAGCCAAAGAUCGGCUGCUACCCAAUACGCGGGCCCGUGAAUUAUGCCCGCCCUUUGUCAACCACCUUGACGCGUCUUUGAUUGGAAGACCGUCGCUUCCACGAAGAGAACAGCAAGGAGGGGGGAGGGCUUGCACGGGAUCUUUGCGAGGAAAACCUCUGACCUCCCCCCUCUGCCCUUCUGCGAUUAUAUGGCCGGGAGCCGAACGAAUGGGCCAGCACGCGACCCGUCGAUGGGGGUAAAUUACUCGAGGAACGGUUGUUUCUCCUCCGGAGGAGAAGGAGAAGGAGGAGGAACGCCGAGACUUCGAUCAACGAUACCGUUUUGCGUUUAUAAGCGCGCUAGAAAGCGGACACGUGAUAAUGAUUAUUCCUUGAUUGCAAAUCGCUCCGGAUGGAUUAAAUUUACAUUAAACGGAAUUAUGUGGAAGAAAUGCUCGUUACAAUAAUCUCAUUAUCCAUAACCACGAAUCAUCGUUCCAAGUUAGAACGAUUUUCAGAAAACUAUACUAUUUAAAAAAUUAUAUCCGACGUUGCAUUGUCAACGUAAAAUCAGAAUUAAUAAAACCCUUCUUAAUUCUUAAAAUCCUGAUAUCAUUCAUCGAUCCAACUAUAUUACAAUGUAACUAUGUAACAAUAAUAAUAGUAAUAAUAAUCAAUACCGCCCUGCGUAUAUCCGAGGGGAAGAAUUUUCAGAAAAUUUUCCAAAACGAUAAAAGAUAAAUUCCCAUUUCUGAAAUCCGUAUUCGAGUAAAAGGGAGUUUUCCUCCCCCGGCGCUGUAUCCUCCUCCGGUAUCCUACGCCAUUAGUACGAUAGGGGAUGGAAGGGGGAGGAGGGAAGGUUACCUUUCGAAAUCCGUUCCAGGGACAAGUUUCUCAAUUUUUCAUCAUCGUGGAACGGUGGCUCAAAGAGGCAGCCUCUUUUCACGGAACGGUAGACACUUUGCAGAAAAGGUGCGUAGAUUUUUUUUCGCGAGGUCGUUUCGGCGCAUUCCUUUGCGUAGGCGAGAGAGAGGGGGGGAGGCGUAGGGAGGGAGGGAGGAGGCCAGCAGAGAGGAGGUCUUUGAAUGCGAGACCGCGGAAUAAUUUAUAUGGAAAGUGAGAGAGAGACGCUUCUUGAGGAAGCAUUGUGCUUGGACUUGAAUUAAACAUCACCCUCCCCUCCCCCCCUCCCCUACCCUACCCCCUUGACUGGUGAGGUUCUGGCUGUGCCUCUUGGCGAUGUCGUGACUAGCGAGCACCGGGAUAAAGGGGGAUCAAUAGGGGCGGCAGGAAGUAGGGCUCUGCUACUAUACAAACCGGCAAGGUAUUCCUAUACCUACCAACUACGUAUCCCGUGGGACGUACCUGCGUAACGAGACAGAAACUACGACUUGGUUCGCUAUCAGAGACCGAUUUAUUGAUAUUAGCCUCAUGGCCGUUUCCAGCCACCCUCUGGAAACAUGUGAAGAAAUAUAUAUCGCAGGGAGAGCCUUGUGUGUCGCUCGUGUGUUAUCGAUAGAAAAAGAUUCUCGCGUGGUGUAAAAUUGUGGAAGAUGGAAAAGGUGUAAGAGAAAAUACGAAUCUUUUCUUCUCUCUCUCUCUCUCUCUUUUUAAAUCUCUAAUUUUAGGAAUCGAAAAUUCGAGACCCGAGGUGCUCGAAUUUUAGAAAAGAAAAGAGAUUUUUUUUUGUGUCGAGGCGAUCCAGGUUAAAAAUAGAUUCCUUCAAAAAGCAGAGAUCAUUUAUCCCGUUUUCCGCGUAUCGUUCAAAUCGAAAUUCUUUAAAUGAGAAAUUAUCUUGAAAUUUUUCUUUCGUUUCGCAAAUCCCGAGUUCAACAGGCGUAAUCCGCGUAAUAUCAGAACAGAUUUAAAUAAUUUCCCUCCACUUAUCAAGCGAUCCAUCAAGCAAACUUAUAUUCAAAGCGGUAGACCGAUUCUCGUUUCCUCAAGAGUCAAAGUCGGUCGUUCAUUCCUUGUGAAGCAUAAUUGCAUCUCUGAAAGCGUCGGUUUUAUUGAAAUAAAAUCAACGGUGAAUGAGCGAGUUAAAAACCGUUCCAAGAAGAUUUGUGUUUUUUCUUACUUUUAUUAUUACUUGCUGAACGUGAGGGCAGGAUAUGUGGUAAACACGAUAAAACGCGAGAAAAUUUCCUUCUUUCUCGUAGUUCAUUGUCGGCGAAUAAAAUAAAUGCGCUUGAUGAACCGCGCCUCGCACGAGAAACGCAUUUUUCACGUUAAUAAGAGAUAACUCGAGUAGCGCACGUGUUUGAUUUGCAUUCCGCGCACUUUCUUCGCUCGAAAUGCUCUUAUCAAUGUAUAAAACACGAAGCCAGUAACCGGUUGGAUACUUAUCGUUGACCCGAAUAACAAUGGAUUUACGUCGCACGCCUGGCCGCAAUAAUGGCGUACCGGUUCGGACACGACCUCCCUCGAGCGGAAGUUGAAGUCUCCUCUUCGAUUCAACGAUUUCAAAAGUUCAAGAUGUUGACAUUUUUAUUCGUUACGAUCCGUAUUCUGUAACAUUUUCGACGGAGAAGUAUUUCUUGAAGUUCAAUUUAUUCAUUUUUCUUUUUCUUUCUCCCUUAAUCAAAAUAUAAAUUAUUAUUUCAACUUCUUCGUCUUCUACUUUAACGAAUCUCUCGAAGAUCUCGCAUGCGAGGUUAAAAUUAAAUUCUUAGGAGAAACGUAAUGGAAAUAAUAAGAAGAAUAUGGCGAAGAAUUUUAAUAUCGUCAGAAAGAGAAAGGGUCGAAGGCACGUGGCAAUCCGUAACUGAAGUGUCCUCGUCAUAUGGCGACCGAUAGGCCACCAAAAUAAUGAUGGCGCGCAACAUGCCUCGAAAUCGGCGAGUGCUCGAAAACAUCGUAAAUUCCUUGACUCGAUCGAACGGCCAUCUGCCACACCGAAAGUUAAAAAAAAAAAAAGACACAGAUUGCCUCUUAAAUUUCAUUCUCCUCCCAGUAACGAUGAAAAAAAAUAAAUAAAUUUAACAUGCUCACUCGUGUCGUUGGAUCUGAUCUUUUUUCGCGUGCUUCGAAAGCGACACUCCUCGACCAAACCGCCUCUACGCAUAAUGGUGGAAGCACGAGUGCGAUGCUCGACUAGACAUUUCUUAAAAAAAAAAAAAAAAAAAGAAAAAGAAAAAAUAUGACGCUUGGGACGAAAUGAACCGUGUCUCUCGAACAGAAGUUUGGAAUCGUGUAUCGAUGAACGGAUACUGCUUUAUAAAUCGUUCAAUAGGGGUUCCUCUAGAUUUACGAGACUCGAAAAUUGCAUUUUUUAUGGAAGAAACAACCAAUUCCGUUUUUAUUACCAUUUUUCCUUUUUUUCUCCCCCAAACUCAAUAACGCUCCCCAUUUAUGUGAUCUUCAACUUUUUAACGAGCAGGCAACGAAAAGCAGACAGCCUCCAUUAUUUUUCCACGGAUCAUUUUGACACAGAUCUAAUAAGUCUAACGAAAUACCAACAUACAGCCUUCCCAUUCUCGAACCCUAAAGAUUUUCGUGAGAGCGGCGUGAAAGCGGUGUUCACCCCUCCCCUCCCCGUGACCACCGCUCUCCUUUAUGAGUUGUUGUCGUCGGCAACCUGUUCAAAUAUACUCUGGCGAGGGAAAGUUGACGCGGGGUAUGACGCGUCCUCGUGGUUCCAACGAAACUAAUCCAUUAUUCCGUAGAGGCGAAAAAAGGCGCCAAGAUUGUGUGUUGUGUAUCCCAUUGAAACGUGGAACAAGAGUGCGCUUCCGUGGAUGGGAUCGAAAGAAACGUCCUGAAAUAAUAUUUGAGAUGCACGCUGUUCGGAAAUAGCUUGGAUCCGCGCGUUAGUGGCGUAGGAACAAAUGACCGACAAAUAUGUAUACAACACUCGGACAGGGAAGAAAGAUCGGCAGCUGUCCUCGCGAUGCCUUGCGAUUUGCAUCCAGCUUUGCUAUCCAGUUUCGUGUCGCGUUCUCGAGGAAUCGAUCGGGCGCGAUCGAGUGGAAAUAAUAAAGAGCAGGUGCCCGUUUAAUUAAAUUUAGCGCGCUCAACACCCACCCAAUCUCGAAAUUUUUUCCACCGUCUUGGCACGUGAUAUUUUUUGUUCACCAAGCCACCGUCGCUUUUUCCAACCCGCGAUAGAUCGAAGCAAAAGUACGGCAGAUCGGUAUAUCGGUAGUUCCAUUACAAUACUCGUUCAAGAAUUGUCCUUUCCUUUUAAUUGUACUUCUAUUGCUUUUCUUUCGAAUGAAAUAUUACAAUUAUUGUUAUUAUUAUUUCUAUUCGAUGUAAAUUACAGUUGGAAUUUUAUCAUUUCUCGCCAGUUGGAGGAAAAAUAAUGAAGAAAUCGUCGGAUCGAAUUCGAAUCGAAUAAGCUCCUUUCUCGCUUCCCCCCGAUUGAUUUCUUUUUUAUAUUCGCUCCUCGCGAUUGCAUUCGGCGAACGACGCACGAUACUUGGAAAGAGCAACACACACGAUCCCCCACCAGUCGAGGGGUUAAAUCGUUCGAACAACACGAGGGGAUGGAAGAAUCGCGAAGUCACUAUCCAGCCACGGUGGAAUAUAAAUUUAUGGAAGAUAAAGUUUGACGAGGGCGAUGGGAAGCGGAGCGGGAGGGCGGGCAAUGGUUUCAAUGCGCCCCAAGGCGUUACUUUUCCAAGAACUUUGUUUUCUCACCGAAAUUCCGGCUGGCAGCUGCAACAACAGCAACGAGGCUAUGCCUAUCCUUUCACUCCAACUUUAUCUUUAUAAACCUCGGCUGCCGAACUUCGAGGACAAAGUCCGCGGCAGAGGAAUAACAGGAGUUUCCCGAUCGUAUAUGGACCAUUUUUUUUCUCCCCUCCUUCUUUCCUUUCUUUCCCUGUUUCCCUCUCUUUCUUCUUCUGUUUCGGAUAAAAGCGCACGACCAAUCUCGGAUCUCGGCGAAGAAAUUUCGAAAGUUUACUCUCGCCGACGUGCCGUGAACGAUAUCGAAACGAGGGGGAAACGAGAGGAUCGUUGGCUAAUAGAUGGAACGAAAGACAAAGAGGAGAGAGGAGGACAAAUGGAUCGAGAUGCCCUUUUAUUUAUUUAUUUAUUUAUUUUUUUCCCCGAAGCGCAACUUGAUCGAUCGUAUAAUGAUCGUAAUAAUCGGCGAGAGAACGAAUAACCGUUUAAACGACUUGCGAAAGCGUGAAAUUUCGUUAACGUUUAUUAUAACGUCGUCCCCCGUCUGGCUCGCUCGAUACAUGGUAUUAUUAUUUGAAAAGCUCUUCUCGUAAUGUCGAGAACAUUUGCUUUCCCGACUAAAUAUUUGCCGCGAGCCUCGGGACGAUUUUAACAUCUCAAAGCACACACUCGCCGCCGCGCUAUGACGAGGAACUGUCUUCUUCUCUUUUUACAAUUUUUCUCCUCUCUCGCUCUUCCUUUUUCCCUCCCCCUUCCCUUUCUUUCUUUCUCUCUUCCUUUCUUUCUUCCUCUUUUUUUCCUUUUUUUUUAUUCGGGAAACCUUAUAGCCAUUGUGUGCCCAAGAAUGGGUCUCCACCACGCACACGACCGCUGUACAAUGCACAGGACCAACGAGCAUCCAUUGUUUCUAUUGUUUGUCUAUACGCCGCUCCGCGUUGUCUACGGAUCUUUAAUUUAAAACACGAAUUUCCAUACGGUUUCGUGGUUCCCGAACUACGCAUUCUACCCAUACACUUUCGUACAGAGAAAACGAAACUGUUUAUCUCGGUUUUUCCCCACCCGUCCCUUCUUCCCUCACGCACCACCCCCUGCGAUGAAUCGUCCCAUCCCAUACACCCGUGAACCAAUUCCACCAUUUACCGUAUCGUUAAACACCUAUUCUCCCCGCGUCUAUGGGCGACGAUCGAACCGGCAAUUUCGAAUGGGAAUAUCUGUCCCACGUGGCGACAAAGGCAGCUCGUCGUCCGAGGCCAGACGAAUCGGUGGCGGCGAACAAUCGCCACAAUCAACCACCGACCAAACCCCUGCUGGCCACGACGCCCAACAGAUUCUCCGAUCUCCCUUCAACCACGACUCUUACUCGUGAGAGGCGCGAAAACUUCCACCCGGCCGAGAAUCCGACAAUUAUCGCCGCGGGGAUCACGCCCGCGACGAAGGAAGGAAGGAAAUAAAGGAGGGGGAGGGAAAGGAAGGGGUGGCGGAUCGUAAAUUACGGAACGGCAACAAUGAGACGAGAGCAGGAAUCUCCCUCCUCCCCUUCUCCGUCUAUGGGUGGCCGGCAAGGGGGCAAAUAUUUACCCCGGCCAAAACUGGAGGGUAAUAGAUUCGAGAUGACUUUUCAUUUAACCGGGCACAAAAGGUGGAGGCGCGUUUAGGGCCGGAAAACUCGCAGCCACCCGCUGCGGGGACGAUGUGCCCGGAACGAUUUCCAUUCAAAGGAAAGGGAAACGUAGGUAGCCGUUUGUCAACCGGGUUAGCUAAUUGUUAUUGCCCGCUAAUUUCCUUGGAUACCGGUUUAAACGGGGGAGCGUCUGAAAAUGCGCGCGCCCCCUAUCUGCAACGUUGUAUCGAUACAUUGUGCUCGUGCCAUUUUACUCGCAGGAACUCGAUUAUCAUUCUUUGAAAUCAAUCCUUCGAUUUUUUUUUUAUUUGUCGUAUUGUUGUUUCGACUGUUGUUUUAGCAUCGAUUAAUAUACACUUCGAUCCGUGUAUACUUGAUGAAAUUGUUGCUUUAGGUUACAUUAAAAUAUAAAAGUAAUUGUUGGGCAAAUUGAUAAUUUUUGGACGAUCGAUUUCCACAAACGUGGUAUUAUAUUUAUUUGUCUCGAUGACGUUAAUAAAGUUAAUCGUGGAGAGGAGGGGGCGGUGUUCAAAGUGAUAACAAGUGUACACCCGUAAGGCGGUCUCCAUCUACAAACACGGGGAUCAAAGGGCCCGGGCAAAGGACGACAGAACGCGUACGAUAACCUCUCAUAGCCACGAUCCAACGCUACCAAAGACGACGCUUUGUGAACUCCGUGGUCGUUUGUGCGAAAGAGAAACGUUAAUUAUUAUCUCUCGCUAAUUUCCCAGAUGUCGUGGACAUUGAGAGACCAAUUAUCAAACGCCACGCCGCAAGAAUCGACCCGAAGAAACGCGUUCAACCCUAGAAAUAAAUGAUCCGUGGUUCUUUUCUCAAAAGGGAGCAACAUCUCUCUCUCUCUUUCUCUUUCCCUCUCGCUUUAAUUGCUGGACCAACGCCAACUUCUCGAUACGUGCUACCGUAUUUGAUGCAGCCUAGCAAAAUCAUCCUGAUCUACGGUCGAUUAAUAUUUACUGGAAUAUAGAGACGUUUCAAACUUCUUCCCCCGUUAACAACUUCUUUUUCAAUUAUCCAGAUAUUGGUGAUUUCGUGAUAAAGGAAGAAAGAAUUCGUAAGGAAAAAGAAAAGGCAACGAUAAUGGUGAAACGAAACUUUGUCAUUUAUCUGUCCCGUUUCGAUGAAAAGUUUCGCGAUAAAAGUUCCAUCACGAAACGAGUCCAACGGAAGAUGACAAGAUAUCCUGUUUUCUGACUGAUUUCGCAUCAUUUAACUUAAUUUCUUCUCGUUUCGUCAAAAUCCUGUCUUUAAUUUCGCAAUAUCGUUUUGUCUCGCUUGCUAUUUUGAUUUAUCAUUAUUAAAUAUUAUCGUUGAAGCGAGAAAAGAUGUCAAAGGGUACGUAUUUUGAUACUUUCGUGGAUUGUUGAGUGAUAUAUUUUUUUUAUCGUUCGAUAAAGAAAUUUUUGCAAGAAAAUUAUUACAUAAAAGAAAGGAAUUGAUCAAUAUCUAAAAAAGACACGAAACCAUGCACCUCUCAAAACCUCCAUCCGAGUUCAAAUUUUUUCUACAAACAAUAAUAAUAAGAAAAAAAUCGAGAUGAUAAUCUCAACUAUAAAACACCCUGUACAGACACGAGACAGCAAAUGACACCCGUUAAUCGUUCAGAAUCGCUCUUUUCCGUUCGAAUCCCCCGUUCGAAGGUGCACGCCACUCGUGAUGCAUUACAACUUCCUCGAAAACCGAUCGAGACCCUGACACGUGACACACGACGUGCACGAGCACAGUGCACGAAGAAGAGAAAAGAGAAAGAGAGAGAGAGAGAAAAAUGAAGGAAAUCGGUUUCGAAGAUCGUGGUGGAACAGCUGUCCUUGACAUUGAACACACUGCGGUAUGCGCGUCCACUUCCGGUCGAGAUUGAGCGCCACGUGGUCGCGGAGGUGCCGUGGACAGCUGCGAACUUUUAAAGUUCGAAAAAAGCGUGGAAAGCGUCGGUAUCGAUACUUUUUGCACGCGCAGCGGGGGGAGAAACAUCGUCGACGACAACAUCCUGACAUUUCCCAGCCCACCGGCUUUUCUCCCUGGAUUUAUAGACCAUUCUCUCUCUCCCUUUCUCUCCCCUCCGUUUCGAUUUCUUUUCAGACGCUUCAUACUUGACCGGCUUCCCUAUCGUUGUCGCUCGAUAUCGUUAUUGCGAUUCCCUCCACGCAUCAACGCCGGUCUAAAUUCUUAGGCCAAUUACUGGGAAGCUCUAUCCCACGCGAAAACUUCGCCAAGUUUUACGCGAUUACACGGGAGGAGAGAGAAAUUUUCUCGACGCUUUCCCAAGAAUAUUUACGUUUCGAAACAGACAGUGAAGUUCUUCCGAUUUAUCGAUACGAUCCUUCACAUAAUAAAAAAAAAAAUUCAUUUUACUUCUUCCCUUUAUUCCGUGAACGGAUACCAUUUUCGCGGGAGGAGAAAAAUAUCGUCCUGACCCGUCGUGUCGCCUCACGGAAGAGAGCGAGAAAACUCGUGUACCUCGCAUGGAUCCAAGAACAGAUGGAUCGAAUUCCUAGGAGUACAUGCCUAUACAACCCCUUCCCUCCACUCCUUCGUCGCUAAUGGGUGUGCACACCAGAUCCAAAACACACGACGCGGUUAUGCUCGCCGCACACAGAGAGACAGACCUUAGACCGUCACCGUCCCCCAGUAUUAAUGCGAUAACUAACAAUAACAAGGUGAACCCUAAGCUAUGCGCCGAGAGACCAGUCUAUGUAUUUUCGUGAUUUCCGCGAUGCCUCCGGCGCGGUGGAUCCCUUUAUAGGUAGGGAACAACGACGCAACGAGAACUUUGAUCGUCGUGUUACAUUGUGGCAAACCGCCGAUACGAACGCUGGAUAAUCCCUUUUCGAGUAGGGGACGAAGGGUACUUUACCUCCAGCCAGGUUUGCCCUCGUUCAACAAUCCCUUCUCGACGUUCUUUCUCGCCUUAGGACACUUAGGGAUACGGUGUUUUACUCGGGGAUUUCGGUUCUCGUUACGGUAAUAGACCGGGGCACGGCUCUUCUUGCUCCACGAAAGUGUGGGUAGAUUGGUAACGUUGUGUGAAUUCGUAGAUUUUUUUUUUUUUUUUUGGAUGGUUUGGUAACGAAUUAGUUUUAAUAAUAACAGUUGUGAUCCAAAGUAGUAUAUUUCAUAUCCCUUCCCUCGCUCUAUAUGUCGAUUAUAGAUGACUCGUGAUGUCGUACGGAGUUGAUGCUCUUUGAGAUUAAGAAGCUUUCGAGCUAAUUGAUUUCGAUAUUCGUCGUAUCUGGCCCCGGAAUUUUUUCAAUUUUGGGUCGUCGUAAACAGACGAAAAUAAUUUCCAUUCAGAAAAUAAAAUCUCUGGACGAGUUUCGAAUUUAUCGCGCUUGAACCUUAUCGCGAACGAUGACGAUGGGCGUUCAAAGUUCAAUCGCCAGGAAUUUUUCGUAAUAAAAUUAUUUAAUUUUCGUGAAAAAGAAACUGUCCUUAUCGAUCGAGAAACUUUGGAAUUACGCGCGCUUGCAUAAAAAUUCCUCCGCACGAAAGAAUAUCGUGUGCCUGUCUCGCACGCACGCAAUUUUAAUAAACCCAAAAGGGGAGGAGAAAAAAUAUUCCCUUCGAAGAAGGGGAGAGAAUCGAGAGGUCAGGAAAGAAACGUUUGAUCAUCCUGUUACACUUUGGCUAACCACGACGUCGGUGAAAGAGAGAACAGAAGAAGGAUAAUCCUUCUUUUCCGACGAGAGAUUUCGAGAGAGGGAAUCUUGACGAAGUUUCACCUCGAGGCAGGCAGGUGCUGCACGAAACGCGGAACGCACCCUUUUUCGGCAUUCUUCGACAGUCAACGGGGAAGACGCUCUCUCUGCGACAUUGUUGACCCUCUGCCACAUGGCGUUUCGCAUAUGGCGCACGUUCUCCGUGCCGGUUAUUUUUAUACGGUUCUCGUUACGUUAUGAAAUUCAGCACGCGGUGGAGGCGGAUAACACACGAUGACAGAUUGGAGGCUGGCCCGUUUAGAGAGAAGAUUACAGCUGCGCGUUCAACCCCUGAUCGGUUCGUUAAAAAUGCGGAAGGAAUCGUGCAUGGUGAAAGAAGAAAAAAGGAGACGAGACGCGUGCACGAGAAUAUCGCAUAUCCACCAGAUUACCAUCGCUAAGAUAUUAUUUUUUGGGACGAAAGAAAAGAAAAAUAUAUCUCCUCUCGAUCGUUAAUUAGAAGAUCGGGUUUAAAAUUUUCGCCAUUCCGAUCCGAUUGAUGAUUCAUCCUGAUAGAUCUCGAAAAGAUAAUUUAAAACUACCUCGAACUGUAUCCUUGAACAAAUAACAAAUAAAAUUUCCCUCGGCUCAACUAUCGAACGUUACUACUCAUCGUCCAAAACUGCAUCCAUUAAGAGAUUAAAACGAAUCAAUCCGUUGUAUACCGGGCGAAAAUUCCAUUACGUAUUUACGCCGACAUUACGAUCCCGCGAUGCAUCCACGUCGUUCCUUGCAUUGUUCGGAAACUGCGGGUGGAAAGGAUUAAUAUAGGCGAUGAAGAGCGUAAAGUCAAUCGUGUGAAGUCUCGCGUAAAGUGCGCUUCGUUCGUGGAAAUCGAGGUAGUUUAAUCAGAAAACUGCAGGGAGCGGGGCCACGCGUAGCAGUAAGUACCCUCCAUCGGUGGAAUGUAAGGGCGUUUAAGUAGAUGGAGGGUAUAGACCCCUGUCUACUCCAUUUGCUUCCAGCCCGAGGGACUUCCCCGAUAUAUAUCCCAAUAUUCCUGGUAACAAUGAUGAAUCACUGCAGAGCACCUCUUGCGCAAGAAGUUGCACAUCCAAUACGCUCUGCAACGUCUCUUCGUUCCCCGUCUACCUCUGUCUCUUUCCGUCCAUUCUUCCCAUCUCACUUUUUCUCGCCGCGAUACUUUCAAAUAACCCGGUUUAACCGUAAUAAUACCGUGUAUCUCCAGUAUCCAGCGGCGGUUAUGUAAAAAGGCUGAUGUAACAGCCGGAUAAAUAUAAAUGCAUUAAUGCUUACUUUGAAAACUUUUCGAGGUGCAUUAGCUUUCGAAAGUAAGGAAAAAGUACGGGAACGCGGGGAAUGAUCCCGUGCAAUAUCGAGAGAUGAUUGCGUUUCCCUAGGUGUACGUGUUCGAGAACGAUACGGUGUUUCAAAUAUUAUCAUUAUUUGAAUAACGUUGCUAUAGAUUUGCACAUCAUUCGUUUCAAUAAAUGCAGCUGAAUAAUUUCAAUCUAUCGAAAUCUGAAUAUCAUUCUCGUAAUGAAUACACGCGUGUCGCUUGUAAUAUUUGACGACUUAAUUUAUAGUUUCGAUAAUUGUGUAUACAAACGUGGUAUUGGCGCGAAAGGCGACGAUCAUCCGUAAUAACCGAAACAAAAUAACAUCUUAAUCUAUUCGACUCGCCGUAUAAAAACAGUGUGGACACGUAUAUAACGCAUGACAAAUCGUUCUUCCCUUGUUUGCGAACCGUAUAAUCAUGCACACGUAUGCAAUCGUUAUACUUAAUUUCUCCCGUUUAUUCCGUUCUUUUUAUCAGCAUUUCGUUAAAUUUUCGUUUAAUAGCCGCAAACAGUUCAUCCGAGUACGCGUAUACGCGAGAGAAACAAGGAGAAAAAGCGAAAGAGGAACGCGGUUAUUUAUUGGCAUGAUAAAUCAACAGUUGAAACGCGUUCACGGCGACCAAUUAGCGUUGGAUGUUAAGAUGGUUGGGUCAGAACCCAUGUAAUAAUGACGAAUCAGUUCGGAGCCGGUCUGAUGGCAUGGCUGACUGCCUCUUAUUAAUAAAUUCGCUUCCCAUGCGACGUCCUAUGAAUCAUUCGAUAGGCAACAGGGGAGAUUCUAUUAAACUGAUUGGUUUAUGCCUCUACAGUUCAACUCGUAUCUAUUCGUCUUCGUUCUUAGGACCAAUAAACACAUUUAUACCCAAUCCACCUAUAUUCCUGUUAUCGAUCCUGCGACCGAAUAUCCAAGUAGGCAGCCGGAUAUUUGUUUAAAAUAUAAGACAUCGAUUUAUAAUUUAUUAGGAAAACAAUUUAUGUACGCUUGCCUCUCUUUUUGGUAACGGAAGAAAAAAGAUACGAAAUUCGAAACAUGAAGUAUCGAUAAACGUAAGAAUGUAUUUUUCAUGGCUCAAUAAAAACUGACAGCAAUACAAA
Apis cerana (Asiatic honeybee) is the source of this 20680-nucleotide messenger RNA. Its product is annotated as peptidyl-prolyl cis-trans isomerase E. Gene Ontology annotation, cellular component: cytoplasm; mitochondrion. Gene Ontology annotation, biological process: protein folding; protein peptidyl-prolyl isomerization. The record is from RefSeq and is a predicted model, not a curated record. NCBI's taxonomy places the organism in Eukaryota, Metazoa, Arthropoda, Insecta, Hymenoptera, Apidae. Gene Ontology annotation, molecular function: RNA binding; cyclosporin A binding; peptidyl-prolyl cis-trans isomerase activity.